AUGCUCUUCCAAUAUACACACCUCGCCCCAGCUACGAUCCGCCUCGCCAGCUUCACCCCUAGCGCCACAUCCACCUCCAUCUCCCUCCACCUCGAGCACCAACCCAACUACAGCUCCCCUACAUCAAGGUCCUACACCGUGCUUCUCACCCGUCCAGACCAAUCCAGCGCAGAGCGCAAAUCAAUUACCCUCCACGGCCGUACCCGCCUGGUCCCAAGCAACGUACACGAUGCCCUGAGCGUCAUUCUACGACAUCAUCGAGAAACGCUCGGGCAGGCAAGGCUGUACAUGGAGAGUAUCUGCGUGAAUGCUCGGGACGAAGCGGAGGUAGCCAGUCAGAAUGCACAGCGGGAGUUGAUCUGGAGGUGUGCGGAGGCAGUCAUAGUGUGGUCUGGGGAUGGCGAGGAUGGGUCUAGCAAUGGGCAUGGGCUGUUUCCGAGGCUGGCAAAGGCAAUGGAAACGAAGGGCGUGCAACCUGUGAGAGAUGCAAUUGAGAGAGGUGGCGGGACGGAAGACGAAGCAGGGAUGAGACAGUUGGCAGACGUCGUGAGAGCGGCCACGGCAGGGGCGACUUUAUCGAAAAUCCAGAAUCUGGAAGCGUUGCUUGGCGAGCACAGGAUUGCAAUCAAAGACUGCGAUGGCAGAAUGACCUCUGAGGAGCCAACGAUCACGGCACUGCAGUCAGACGAACAUGCAAACAAGAAGGCAACUCUGUAA
This is a messenger RNA of Cyphellophora attinorum, 717 nucleotides long. RefSeq lists its product as uncharacterized. The record is from RefSeq and is a predicted model, not a curated record. The transcript has a single exon. The coding region runs from base 1 to 717 and encodes 238 amino acids. NCBI's taxonomy places the organism in Eukaryota, Fungi, Ascomycota, Eurotiomycetes, Chaetothyriales, Cyphellophoraceae.